This is a messenger RNA of Anolis sagrei ordinatus, 2429 nucleotides long. NCBI's taxonomy places the organism in Eukaryota, Metazoa, Chordata, Lepidosauria, Squamata, Anolidae. The record is from RefSeq and is a predicted model, not a curated record.
GUGAUGCUCCUCCUGAGGGGCGCGGGGCCAAGAUGGCGGCGCUGGGGAAGGAAGGCCGCGCGGUUGGCGGACCCGGAGGGCCUUCUGCCGCCUCUGCCUCGCUCUCCAUGGAGGAAAUACGCGCCCUCCCCGGCCUCACGGAGCUCGAGGCCGCCUACAGCCGCCUCUGCGCGGAAGAGAUCACAGUCGAGGAAGAGCUGGAGAUGCUUCUGGAACAGCAGGGCACAAUCGAGGGCAAGAUGGCUUCCCUCCAUCGCAUGGGCCCCAACCUGCAGCUGAUCGAAGGCGAUGCCAAGCAGUUGGCCGGGAUGAUCACCUUCACCUGCAACCUGGCAGAGAACGUCAGCAGCAAAGUUCGGCAGCUGGAUCUGGCCAAGAACCGCCUCUACCAGGCCAUCCAGAGAGCGGAUGACAUCUUGGACCUGAAGUUCUGCAUGGACGGAGUUCAGACGGCCCUGCGGGGCGAAGAUUACGAACAAGCUGCCGCUCACAUCCAUCGCUACCUUUCACUGGACAAGUCGGUCAUUGAGCUCAGCCGACAGGGACGAGAAGGCAGCAUCAUCGAGGCCAACCUGAAGCUCCUUCAGGAGGCAGAGCAGCGGCUCAAGGUGAUCGUGACGGAGAAAUUUGACGUGGCCACGAAGCAGGAAGACCUGCCUCAGGUGGAGCGCUUCUUCAAGAUCUUCCCCCUCCUCGGGCUUCAUGAGGAAGGGCUCAGCAAGUUCUCCGAAUACCUCUGCAGGCAGGUGGCCAACAAAGCCGAGGAGAACUUGCAGCUGGUGAUGAAAACGGACAUGGCGGACCGCCGAGCUGCAGUCAUCUUUGCAGACACCUUGACUCUCCUCUUCGAAGGCAUUGCCCGGGUGGUGGAGACGCACCAGCCCAUCGUGGAGACCUACUACGGGCCCGGCCGGCUGUACACCAUGAUCAAGCACCUGCAGGCCGAAUGUGACCGGCAGGUGGAGAAGGUUGUGGACAAAUUUGUGCAGCAGAGGGAUUACCACAGACAGUUCCAGCAGGUGCAGAACAGCAUGAUGAGGAGCUCAGUGGCAGAAAAGAUUGAACCAAGGGAGCUUGACCCUGUUUUGACGGAGGUCACCCUGAUGAAUGCUCGGAGCGAGCUGUACCUGCGGUUCCUUCGGAGGCGCAUCACGGCCGACUUUGAGGUGGGAGAUUCCAUGGCGCCGGAAGAGGUGAAGCAAGAGCACCAGAAGAGCCUGGACAAGCUUUUGCACCAUUGCCUCCUGAGCUGCGCCAUGCAGGAGCUGAUUGGCUACUACAUCACCAUGGAAGAGUACUUCAUGCGGGAGACUGUCAACAAGGCCGUUGCCAUGGACACCUGCGAGAAGGGCCAGCUGACCUCCAGCGUGGUGGACGACGUCUUCUACAUCGUGAAGAAGUGCAUCGGGAGGGCCCUCUCCAGCUCCAGCAUCGACUGCCUCUGCGCCAUGAUCAACCACUCCAUCACACAGCUCGAGUCCGACUUCAGGGAGGUGCUGUGCAACAAGCUGAAGGUGGGCUUCCCGGCCACGACCUUCCAGGACUUCCAGCGAGGGGUGACCAGCGCCGUCAGCCUCAUGCACAGCAGCCUCCAGCAAGGGAAGUUCGACACCAAAGGCAUCGAGAGCACCGACGAGGCCAAGCAGUCCUUCCUGGUGACGCUCAACAACGUGGAAGUUUGCAGCGAGAACAUCAUGACUCUGAAGAAGACCCUGGAGAGCGACUGUGCCAAGCUGCUGAGCCAAGGCUUUGGGGGCGAGCAGGCCCAGGCCAAGAUUGACAGCUGCCUCUCCGACAUGGUGGCCGUCUCCAACAAGUUUCGGGACCUCUUGCAGGAUGGCCUGAAUGAGCUGACCAACUCGGCCAUCAAGCCGCAGGUCAAGCCCUGGAUCAACCUCUUCCUCUCCGUCUCCCACAACAUCGAGGAGGAAGAGUUCAGUGACUACGAGGCCAACGACCCGUGGGUCCAGCAGUUCAUCCUCAACCUGGAGCAGCAAAUGGGGGAGUUCAGGGCCGGGCUCUCCCCCGUGAUCUACGACAGCCUGACCAGCCUGAUGACCACCCUCAUCGCUCUCGAGCUGGAGAAGGUGGUCCUGAAGUCCACCUUCAACCGGCUGGGGGGGCUGCAGUUCGACAAGGAGCUGCGCUCGCUCAUCGCCUACCUGACCACCGUCACCACCUGGACCAUCCGCGACAAGUUUGCCCGCCUCUCCCAGAUGGCCACCAUCCUCAACCUGGAGCGGGUGACGGAGAUCCUGGACUACUGGGGGCCCAACUCGGGCCCGCUGACCUGGCGCCUGACCCCGGCCGAAGUCCGGCAGGUGCUGGCCCUCCGCAUGGACUUCCGCAGCGAAGACAUCAAGCGGCUGCGGCUCUGACCGACCCGGAACUCCCCCGGAAGGACUUCUCCUCGAUCCAAAGGAUGCAAA